Messenger RNA from Closterium sp. Naga37s-1, 2898 nucleotides. The record is from the annotation of a GenBank genome assembly. Lineage: Eukaryota; Viridiplantae; Streptophyta; Zygnematophyceae; Desmidiales; Closteriaceae.
AUGGCUGACGUCAGCGCGAGAUGCUCUGAGCGGCGUUACUCCCGACGCGCUGCUUCUGCUACCACCAGCGCUGGCGCUGAUCUGCCGAGAGCCAGUGCUGAAGCGGUGGACGUGGCGAGGGCCGAUGCUGAUGUGGCGGAACAUAACGGUGACGUGGCGAGCGCAGGGAGCACGAGGGAGGCGGCGGUGGCAGCGGGGCGCGGGAAGGGUCUGCUGGCGUUCUACGCGGACCACCACGUGGUGCCCCUGCCCGCCGGCCACCGCUUCCCCAUGGACAAAUACCGCAGCACUCGCCUUCUCCUGCAGUCAGAUGCAUCUCUAGAUCGUAUCCUGGCCGUCCAUCCUGCACCUCUUGUCUCAUGGGUGGAGCUUCAGCAGGUGCAUGAGGAGGGCUACUUGACGCGGCUAUUCACACACGCGCUCUCAGAGCAGGAGCAGCGAGUGCUGGGCUUCCCCUGGUCGCCGCACCUGCUGCUGCGCUCACAGGCCUCGUGCGGCGGCACUGUAGCAGCCACCCACGCGGUGCUGAUGGGGCUCAGGCGGGCGGCGGGGGUGCUGGCGGGCGGCACACACCAUGCGUUCCGGGGGCACGGGGAGGGCUUCUGUGUGUUCAACGACAUAGCAGUGGCAGCGCUGGCAGCACUCACGCACCACCCCACCGUCUGCAAUGCCGACCGGCCCAUCCUGGCCCUUGAUCUCGACGUGCACCAGGGCAACGGCACGGCGAGCAUAUUCGAGGGCGACCCGCGAGUGGUGACAUUCUCAAUGCACGGCGCCAACAACUACCCGUGGCGCUCCAAGCGCCGCUCCGACUACGAUGUGGAGCUGCCCGACGACACGGGGGAUGCUGCUUACCUCUCCCUGCUCGAACAGUGGCUUCCGAAGCUGUUUGAGCACCACCGGCCGAGCCUCGUCAUGUUCCAGGCAGGGGUGGAUGCUCUUAAAGAGGACAAACUUCAACGUGGUGGUGAACGCUGUAACGCGUCUGGCCUGCACUGUUGGAGGGAACCGAGAACAUUCACCGCGUGCCCUUCCUCGUCGCUUCUCGCUGCCCUCGAAGUUCCCAGCGAAGCAUCAUCGCCUGGCGCGCGCUGCCAGGCAGGCGGGACGGGAGUGUGGAAUUUGCGCCCCCCCCUCACCGCCUGCCUGUUCUGCAAUCCUCCGCGCUUCGUGCUUGCCUCUGCUCUCGCCUCGUACAACCUCGUCUAUAUACCGCACUGCGCGCCGAUGGCUGCUGCUCCGCCUCUUACAGCUAGUCCGAGCAAGGCGGCGUCAUCGUGCGCGGGCGGGGAGGUCGCGCCAGCCAUCCCCGGCAUGACGCUGAGCCCGCAUAAGCCGACCUCCGCCGCCGCCGCCGCCGCCGCGGAAGGGCCGCUCUCCAUCGUCAUCUUCGGCGCGUCGGGCGACUUGGCGAAGAAGAAGACGUUCCCCGCGCUCUUUAAUCUCUUCCAGCAUGGCUUUCUCCCCGCUGGAGAGAUCCGCAUCUUCGGAUACGCGCGCUCGCCGAUGACGGCGGAGCAGCUGCGCGAGAAAAUCAAGGGCUACCUCAAGCCCAAGGGCGACACGGCCCCCGCCCAGGACCCCGUUGCAGAUUUCCUCAGCGUGGUGGAGUACAUCCACGGCCCCUACGACGGCCGGGACGGCUACGCCAAGCUGCAGAAGGCCAUGCUCGCAUUCGAAAACACCACCGCUCCCACCGCCACCACCAGCGACAGUACCACUGGCACCACCAGCGACAGUACCACUGGCACCACCAGUGACAGCAGCAGCGGGGCGACGAGGCGGCUGUUCUAUCUGGCGCUGCCGCCGUCGGUGUACCCGCCGGUGUGCGCGGAGGUGCGGUGGUACUGCAUGAACGCGCGCGGGUGGACGCGCGUCAUCGUGGAGAAGCCGUUUGGGCGCGACCUGGCGAGCGCGGAGGCGCUGAGCGGCGAGCUGGGGGCGCUGUUCAGCGAGGAGCAGAUCUACCGCAUCGACCACUACCUGGGGAAGGAGGUCGUCCAGAACCUGUUGGUGAUGCGCUUUGCCAAUCGCUUCUUCGUGCCGCUGUGGAACCGAGAAAAUGUCGCCAACGUGCAGAUUGUGUUCAGGGAGGACUUUGGCACGGAGGGCCGCGGAGGCUACUUUGACCAGUAUGGCAUCAUUCGGGACAUCAUUCAGAACCAUCUCAUGCAGGUGCUGUGUCUCGUAGCAAUGGAGAAGCCGGUGUCAGUGCAGCCAGAGGACAUUCGGGACGAGAAGGUGAAGGUGCUGCGAGCCAUACAGCCCAUCAGGGAGGACGAGGUGGUGCUGGGGCAGUACGACGGCUACACCGAUGACCCCACCGUGCCCGAUGGCUCCCACACGCCCACCUUCGCGUCGCUUGUGCUGCGCAUCAAGAACGAGCGCUGGGAUGGGGUGCCGUUCAUAAUGAAGGCGGGCAAGGCGUUGGAGUCACGCAAGGCGGAGAUCCGAGUGCAGUUCCAUGAUGUGCCGGGCGACAUCUUUGGCUGUGGGCGGAACUCGCGGGACGAGUUUGUGAUGCGCCUGCAGCCAUCAGAAGCCAUGUACAUGAAGCUCACGGUGAAGAAGCCGGGGUUGGAGAUGGCAGCGACGAUGAGUGAGUUGGAUCUGAGCUACAGCCAGCGCUACUCAGGAGUGGUCAUCCCCGAGGCCUACGAGCGCCUCAUCCUCGACAGCAUCAAUGGCGACCAGCAGCACUUUGUGCGCCGAGACGAGCUCAAGGCGGCGUGGGAGAUCUUCACGCCGCUGCUGCACCGCAUCGAUCAGGGCGCCCUCCCCCCGCACCCUUACAAACAAGGCAGCCGGGGCCCCGAUCACGCGGACGAGCUGGCGGAGCGCGUGGGGUACCGCCGCACUCAGGGGUACUGCUGGAUUCCGCCGACCCUCGCGGAAUAG